ACAUAGACACCUGUCUCAUACUCAGGCCUACCUGUCACUCACACACCUUCCAUGCCUUGUGCAUUACCUGUCUUGGGAUGGGGCUCUUCAGUAGAGGGUCUGUGCCCAGUUGCAUACAACAUCCGUGUUCUCAAUUCACUGGUGGCUGCAAAAUAGUAGCGCCUAAUAGACGGGUUGGUUGUCUAGCAACAAAAGCAUUCAACUAUGGGGCAAAACAGACUGCGUUGGCCUAGAUUGACAACAUGUAAACUAUAUUUAGUCUCCAGAAUUUAUUGAAAACAUAAAUACAUUUGCACAAUGUGCACAUGUUGCCUCUCAAAUACAUGGUUACACUUGUUGGCUAGCAAGCUAGUGAAUUUGAGCCUUUUUAGCAUUGACAUGAAAUCAGGCAAAACACCUCAAAACAAGACGUGGUAUAGUUCAAGAAAAAUAUUAAACUAGUUGAAACGAGUCACUUACGAUUCCCCACGUAGCAGUUUCUUGUCAUUGUUGGUAGCUAUCUGGCCAUCCAGUCAUAAAAUCCACAGACUUCUGCCCCAUUGAAGUGUCAGCUGACAAUGCACGCAUCUUCAGUAUGCAUCUUGCAUUUGCACUUUUGGGAAUAGGAUGUUGCCCAGCGUAGCGUGUUUGACUGUGUUGUGGUUACGGGCAGAGGAAAUUGAACGUUUUUUUUUGCUGCAAGAGGAUACUAAGCAUGUCCGUCUUAACCACCUAAGCUAGAUAUUCAAGUGUGGCAGAGGCAAAACUCCACUGCAUCUGUUUGUCAAAUACUUUUCACACAACAAAGAUGUUGAACUCUCAUCAACCCCUUUUAUCCUUUCAAAGAGAUGGAGGUUGUGGAGAGGUAAAGCCAUGAAAAUAAUUAAACUGAACAAAUGAUAAAGCUCUACCCCAUUGCAAAGCUUAUUUUCUUUAUUCAAUAAAUGAAGACUGAGUCUUUUCAUUUAAAUAUUUUAUAAUGGUUUCUGUGGCAACAAGAAACGACAAAUCAUUGCGAUACGGGUCUUUUCAUUAUCAAGUGUGCCAUGUUUUUAGGUGACGGGACAGGACUGUUUUGGAAAAGAAAGAUCGAUAUACCCAAGCCUAGGAGUAAUCCCUCUGUGUUAAAUGUACCGUAGGCGAUAACCUAAUGAGAUGCAAUAUGUCUGCCUUAUUAUUGAUGAAAACUGUUGAAGAUGGAACCCGUAUCAGAGGACCCAUUAGUAAGCCCAGCAGAUGCACUCUGGUAGUGGAUGGUUAUUGCUCACUCACACGGCCAUUUAAACCUACAGGAUUUGUAGAAACAUGGGUCUCCAGGGAUUGUGGGUUGCCUGGUUUCCAGGAAAGCAGAUUUAAUCGAUGUUCCAUCUGUGCUGCUCUAUCCCCUCUGUCUCUCCCAGAGCGCUCAGGCCAGUGCCCUGUCCUGUCGGUGGCAGAUAUGCCCAGGCUAGUUACCACUCCAAUGACCUGUGAACAGCAGCUCUCCUCUGCGUACUUAAUGUUGAAAAUGGAAAGGCCAGCGAUCGUUCAAAGCAUCACCUUUGGAAAGUAUGAGAAGACUCACGUGUGCAACCUGAAGAAGUUCAAAGUGUUUGGUGGGAUGAGCGAAGAGAACAUGACAGAACUCCUGUCCAGUGGCCUGAAGAAUGACUACAACAAGGAGACCUUCACCUUGAAACACAAGAUCGACGAACAGAUGUUUCCCUGCAGAUUUGUUAAAAUAGUGCCGCUGAUGUCUUGGGGGCCCAGUUUUAACUUCAGUAUCUGGUACAUUGAGCUGCAUGGCAUAGAGGAACCUGAUGUAGUGCAGCCCUGCCUUAACUGGUACAGCAAGUACCGGGAACAGGAAGCGAUCCGCCUGUGCCUGAAGCACUUCCGGCAGCAUAACUACACAGAGGCCUUUGAGUCGCUGCAGAAGAAGACACGCAUCGCGUUGGAACACCAAAUGCUGACACACCUCCACGACCGCCUGGUACUCCGGGGAGACUUUGAUGCCUGUGAGGAGCUCAUCGACAAAGCCGUCAAAGACGGUUUAUUUAACCAGUACAUCAGCCAGCAAGAGUACAAGCCAAGAUGGAGUCAGAUCAUCCCCAAGAGUAACAAAGGUACAACCGCCCAAGAGCCAAGCCCAGAUGACAUGAACAGUGAGACAAACUACUCAAGUAAUGAGGAUGACAACAGACCAGGGAUGAGGGGAGGUCAUCAGAUGGUCAUCGAUGUUCAGACAGAGACGGUGUAUCUUUUUGGGGGCUGGGACGGCACACAGGACCUGGCUGACUUCUGGGCCUACAGUGUUCAGGAGAACCAGUGGGUCUGCAUCUCCAGAGACACAGAGAAGGAGAUAGUUUGUGUGAUGGCUUACCCCGUCCUCUCCCAGAGUGGUCCCAGUGCGCGGUCCUGUCACAAGAUGUGCAUCGACAGCCAGCGGCGGCAGAUCUACACACUCGGCCGCUACCUAGACUCCAGCGUCAGGAACAGCAAGUCUCUGAAGAGUGACUUCUACCGCUACGAUGUCGACGCCAACACCUGGACACUGCUCAGCGAGGACACGUCAGCCGACGGCGGGCCCAAGCUCGUCUUUGACCACCAGAUGUGUAUGGACUCGGAGAAGCACAUGAUCUAUACGUUUGGUGGUCGAAUUCUGAUGUGUAACGGCAGUGUGGAGGACAGCAGGACGUCCGAGCCCCAGUUCAGUGGGCUGUAUGCCUUCCACUGCCAGGCCGGAACAUGGAGCCUGCUCAGAGAAGACUCCUGCAACGCUGGGCCUGAGGAUGUCCAGUCUCGCAUCGGACACUGCAUGCUCUUCCACACUAGGAAUCGUUGUCUGUAUGUGUUCGGAGGUCAGAGGUCAAAGACGUACCUGAAUGACUUCUUCAGCUACGACGUGGACGGGGACCAUGUGGAGAUCAUCUCAGACGGAACCAAGAAGGACUCCGGCAUGGUGCCGAUGACGGGCUUCACCCAAAGGGCCACCAUAGACCCAGAGCUGAAUGAGAUCCACGUUCUGUCUGGCCUCAGCAAGGACAAGGACAAACGAGAAGAGAACGUCCGUAACUCAUUCUGGAUCUACGACAUCGCACGCAACAACUGGUCGUGUGUGUAUAAGAAUGACCAGGCGGUGAAGGAGAACCCCAGUAAGGCUCUGCAGGAGGAGGAGCCCUGUCCACGCUUCGCACACCAGCUGGUCUACGACGAAAUGCACAAGGUACACUACCUGUUUGGAGGGAACCCAGGGAAGUCGUGCUCUCCUAAGAUGCGUCUGGAUGACUUCUGGUCCCUCAAGCUGUGUCGCCCCUCCAAGGAGUACCUGCUCCGACACUGCAGAUACCUAAUCAGGAAGUACAGGUUUGAGGAGAAGGCCCAGUCGGAACCUCUGAAUGCUCUGAAGUACCUGCAGAACGACCUCUCUCUGACCGUGGACCACACCAACCCUGACGAGACCAAAGAGUUCCAGCUCCUGCCCUCAGCUCUCUUCAAGUCCAGCUCUGACUUCAUCCCUCUGGGUUUCUCAGACGUGGACCAGACGUAUGCCCAGCGCACGCAGCUCUUCGACAUGCUCGUCAACUUCUUCCCGGACAGCAUGACCCCGCCCAAGGGUAACCUCGUUGACCUCAUCACACUCUAGCCCCACCCCAGAACCCUACGCACCACCACCAUAUGCCAAUAAGACUGAUUGGCUGGCCCAAAGCCAAACUUCAUAUUUUUCUACACUUGACCCUUCCAAGUUCACGGGUGCUCUGCUCGCGGACUGCACUUGUUGACCCCCUCUUUAGGACGUUGGUUCUUCAACAGCGGAACUGAACUAAAAGGGAAAAUGAGGGUCAGACCACUUGCGAUUUAAAGGGGUUGAUACUGAAUGUCACUGUGUGGUAAAAUAAAAAAAAACACAAACUCCCCUGGGCCUGAUGGUCUUUGUUGAAUAAACUGAUUUAUCAGUUUAAAAAUAACCCAGAACUCUGCCAAACAUAUCUUCUGUGUCAACUCAUUUGAUUUGUGAGGUUUACAUGAUGCUUUUACGUGCUGUGUUUUGAGUUUGCUUGGCAUUAGUAGCCUGUUAGAUCAAGGAGGAGUCUCUCUUCCUCUUAUUUUCCACUCUGCCUUGCAUCCGUCUCUCUCUGACACUCACUCACACAAACCUGCUUGUGAAAGUAGUUGUUACUUAAUGACACCCUGUCAGCACAUUGUACGCUGAAUAUACCUUCAACCAAGUUCAUGAUUUUUGCUUGCUCUGCCUGUAUUAUUGGUGCCAUAUUAUAUACCCCAUAUUUAUAAUUAUGACGGCCAUGCUGUUACACACUACGUGUCAAAAUGUUAAUUUUGUUAUAUAGAAACAAUAGAAUAAUGAUCCUAAGAGACAAUAUAUAUGUCAAUUUAAAUCCUAUCGAUGUAAAAAAAAAAAAUCAAUCAUGGGUUUGGGGGAAAACAUUGUCAAGUUGUCAAAAGCUUGUGAUUCUGGUAAUGGCUACUGUAGCUUUAGUGUGAUGUAAUCAUGGAUCUGUCACUGAGGCAUGUUGGGAAAUGUAGUUUCCAAGUAUGAACGUUAUUAUUUUAAAACUCAAAACUCCCCAUCUUGUAAGAACUGCAAAAUGAUGUUCCUGCUGUGUCAGAGGGAGAUUUUUGUAUGUACAAACACACAUCUAUACUCGCAUGAUCUCAUUGACUGGGAUGUAUCUUCCUUUGACGAUGGGAGUUUAUUUUAUGGGUAAAGGAAGAAUGAAUGAUUGCUUUCAUUGAGAGAGCGCCCAGUCUUCCCCUGCAGCUAUGGCCUGAUUACUGGGUUCUCUCUGUUUCUUAUGCAAACAGUGAUGACUAGACAUUCUUCAAUUCUAACCUAAAGAAAUACAGAACACUAGAUUUCAUUCUUACUCAGAAUAAGGCGAUAGGAGCAUUCACAAGUGAUCUCUAAACACCAAGUUAGCAAAUGGUAUCUGUCUUGUGGCUCCAGCCAAAGUUUUGAUGUACAAGACAUGUUUUUGAUUGGUUCAUAAUCAUUAUGCUGGAACUGAGGAUGCCCUUUUGAUAUAGCUGGUGUGUGUGUGUCCGUCAAUAUGUGUGUUUGUCUCGGAUCGCCAGGGUAUUUUGUCUAGUCCACCUGUGUAACAUAAUACAAACAUUUGCCUCAUAUUGUUCUUCCAUUAAUCUCAGUAGGAGAGAUGAUUGAAGUUAUCCCUUUCCCCUCCUUCUCAAGAAUAGUAGUAGCCUAGUCUUCCAUUACAUUGUGUGUAUUGUCUAUAUAUUCAGAGACAGCUGUACAGUAUGCAGAGUACACUAGGCAAAGGCCUAUGGAGUCUGUGAAAUAUCCAUCCCCUUUGUUUUUAGAUCAAUCAACUCCACUAUCAGAUAACCAGAGAUGGAGGGACUAUUCACAUUCAAGGAGACAAACACUUAGUGCUUGACUCCUGUCAAGGGUGGUAGUCAAACUUUAGAGAUUUUUUUCUUGUUAGAUCCUUAUAAUUCCUUGAUCAAAAUCCUAAUCAAAUUGGCAGAUUGUACACUACGUCCCAAUAGAUUCAUUACAUCUGGUUUCUUCAUACAGGCAUACACAUGAAGACAUCUGUUCUUAUUGUUAGAAGAUGAGUGAUCAGAUCCGAUUUCUCUGUUCAUUUGCACUCAUGUCCUCAGUAAUCAGUAUUAGCUUAAUUUGAAUCAGUCAGUGCUGUGUGCGUUUGCUACUUGUGUGCACGGUGCACACACCUGUCUGCUUACAGUGUGUGAGCUUAACUAGUUUGUGUGCUUGUUUGUGUCUGUUUGCUAUUGUAUGUCUUCUGCUGCCAUCAUAUUACGCUAAAUAAAUAUUAGCUCUCUGACCUGAGAUCCAGAGAGAAAGGAGUGUCAUACUUACCAUCAUAGCUUUGUAGUAAAACCCGUUAUUUAGGAAGGACUCGUUUAUGUUCAUUAUCACAGAAGACUUUUGCGAUGUUUGCAAUUAGUUUCUUUGCCAGGAAAAAAUAAGCUUAAGAAAACAUGAAAUAAAGAGGCACCUCUGGAAGAAAAAAAAAAAAAAUAUAUAUAUAUAUAACACAAUGCCAAGUAAUUAUUUUUCUUAUUUUUGGGAGGGGAAGGAAAUUAUAAUUUUCAGAAAAUGAUGGAAUGUUAUUUUCUUCAUCUGCCCCCUCUUCUCCCCAACUGGGACUCAGGAGUAUGUGGAGUACUCUAGAGUGCGUGAAUGAGCACUACUCGGUGGAUAAGGUGAAUGUGUAGAGAGCCUAUUGUAUGUAAUGUACAUAACGAAUAAAGAUUGUAUUUUGUUCAGGUUUUCAUAAAUAAAUGACUACGGUCUUUUGAUUUGUUUGUAACCAGUUGGGAUGCAACUAUACAUUUUGUAUUUUGAUUGUUUCAUCAAUUUACCAUUGGUGAAAAGUUACAAAAAAUACAACACCUGUUUGAAAUAA
Molecule: messenger RNA, 6371 nt
Organism: Oncorhynchus masou masou (cherry salmon)
Lineage: Eukaryota; Metazoa; Chordata; Actinopteri; Salmoniformes; Salmonidae
Product: muskelin
Exons: 17
Coding region: 1130-3604 (824 amino acids)
Cellular component (GO): cytoplasm
Molecular function (GO): protein binding
Source: RefSeq, a predicted model, not a curated record